This is a messenger RNA of Lycium ferocissimum, 1372 nucleotides long. RefSeq lists its product as uncharacterized. The coding region runs from base 251 to 1225 and encodes 324 amino acids. The record is from RefSeq and is a predicted model, not a curated record. The transcript has 6 exons. NCBI's taxonomy places the organism in Eukaryota, Viridiplantae, Streptophyta, Magnoliopsida, Solanales, Solanaceae.
GAGGCAUUUGUGCGAAUGACGCCUUUGUAAUUGCCUGUUGCUUGCAACCUGUGUCGGUCUCCCUUGCUUCCCAUUUUUAUUACAAAAAAAAAAAAACUCUAUUGUCCCAUGAGCAAAUGAACGAUCAUACAAAAGACUGGAACCUUCUCAACUUUUCUUUUUCCCUUCACUUCCAUUCCAUACCAUAACUUUUCCGGAAGAAUUUGCUUGCUACUUCCCGAAAAGUUUCAAGUUUUGGCCAUAGCAUAAUAUGGAAAAUGAGACUGCCGCUGCGCCUCAGCUGGCAGCUCUUGCUGACACUGAUAUCAAUUGGGACAGGUUGGAUAAGGCCAGGUUUCAUAUAAUAGGAGCUAUUCUUUUCACAGUUCAGUCGGCGUUAAUACAUUCAACUGCAGUAGUGAAGACAAGAAUGCAAGUGGCUGGAUCUGGACUUUCUCAAAUGAACGGACUCUCUGUAUUUAGGCAUAUACUUAAAAGUGAUGGCACCCCAGGCAUCUUUAGAGGCUUUGGCACAUCUGCCGUGGGUUCAUUGCCAGGUAGAGUUCUGGCUUUGACUUCACUUGAACUAUCAAAAGAUAUGAUGCUAAAAUACACUCAAGGUCUUAAUAUGCCUGAAGCAACUCGUGUCGGUGUAGCAAAUGGAUUUGCUGGCAUGGUCUCCAACUUAGUCUCAUGCGUAUACUUUGUGCCUCUGGAUGUGGUUUGCCAGAGACUUAUGGUUCAGGGAAUUCCGGGGAGUAAGCCUUGUACUGGUCCAUUCGAUGUUAUAAGGAAAGUACUAAAAGCUGAAGGGGUCCGUGGUAUGUAUAGAGGAUUUGGAUUAACAGCUGUGACUCAGUCUCCUGCGCAGGCACUUUGGUGGGGUGCCUAUGGUGCUGCUCAGCACAUGAUUUGGAGGAAUCUGGGUUAUGGUGACAACGUGGACAAGAAACCGUCUCACAUGGAGAUGGUGGCGGUCCAGGCUACAGCUGGAUUGGCGGCUGGUGCCUGUUCAUCAGUUAUUACAACUCCCAUAGAUACUAUUAAAACACGACUUCAGGUUAUCGAUGAUUAUGGGGUUGGGAGACCUUCUGUACUGAAGACCACGAAAGCACUUCUCAGAGAAGAUGGGUGGAAAGGCUUCUAUAGAGGCUUUGGACCUAGGUUCCUCAAUAUGUCUUUCUAUGGAACAACAAUGAUCGUCACGUAUGAGAUAAUCAAGAGAUUAUCUGUUAAACAAGCAUGAUCAUUCGGACAAUAAAGCCCAAAGAGCAUCAAUAUUCGGAAAGUACGAAAACGGCUGAACCAGUAUCUGGGAGGCUUCAUAUUAUACAGCUAACUUCAACUUUUUUUUUUUUUUUUUUUUAUUUUAUUUUUUUUAAUUUCUUUGUUU